This is a messenger RNA of Rhinocladiella mackenziei CBS 650.93, 1032 nucleotides long. RefSeq lists its product as uncharacterized. The transcript has a single exon. The coding region runs from base 1 to 1032 and encodes 343 amino acids. The record is from RefSeq and is a predicted model, not a curated record. NCBI's taxonomy places the organism in Eukaryota, Fungi, Ascomycota, Eurotiomycetes, Chaetothyriales, Herpotrichiellaceae.
AUGCCAGUCUAUUUAGUCCACGGCUUUCGCUGGCCGCGCGAAGGCUUUACGGGCAUCCGCGUGCACGCCAUCCUGCACAACCUCGAGGACUGCUCGGUCGAGUACAUCCAGAACGAGAAUUCACGAAAGGAGAUCCUGACGAGUUUCCGCAAGGUGUUUCCAGAAAUCAUGAAGGAGCUGGAAGGGCCUGGAAGAAAGCUGGACUUCAUCGAACAGUAUAACCCGGAUGAUAUCGAUGGGCCGAACGCUGUCAGUCAGCCGUACGCGUUUGUCGGCGACAAAGUUGUCAUGAUCGCUGCCGGACCGGGCAUGGGUACUUCUGGGCCGGCGACGGUACAAGCGGGAGGGGCGCCUCCGGGAACAGGAGGAGGAAGUGCUGGCUCAGCAAGCGCUCUCGCUGGACAGGUUGAAGCACCCACGUCUCCGCCACAGAAAAAGUCUCACGCGCCGACUCUUCCCGUGUCGAAAUCUGCACCGUUCAAUUCUCCUGCUGAAACCACCGCACUGAGCGUGAACGUGGAGGAAGUCAUCGCCGACGGGCCCGGUUUGACAAACAAAGCAUGGGAAGCGCUGGCAGAUCUGCGAGACAAAAUCGCCGAAGGAGAGAAAAUCGGCUGGUGGGUGGUCUACAACGGAGAUCCGGAAAGAUCCUACGACGAUGAUGAAGAUGAUGAAAUGGGUGAAGAAAUUGAAGAUGUCGAGGGGGAAGAAGAUGUUGACAUUUACCAAAAUCAGUACCAACAGCAGAGACCUGUCACAAGCAGAAGCGCUGCUGCUCGACCUCGGACGGCUCCCUCUGGGAGCACGGUAAACAAUCGGCCUCCCGCACCAACUCCCACACCACAUAUCGCCACGCAGCAGCAACAAGGGUUAACCGCUCUUCCAGUUCGCACGGCCUCAUCGAGGACAGGGGGACCACCAGGUAGACCCGACAAAGGGAAACAAAAGGGAACGAUCCCAGAACCGGCCAAAGUCAAGGAAACCGCCAAACCCCAAGGGUUUCGGAGAAAGUUCUUUGGAAAACGACUGUGA